GGGAGCUGCAGGCGGAGGUGUGGGGGCUGCAGCUGGAUCGCUCCGAGCAUCCUUCUCCAGGCCUGGGGUACCGCGACCCCUGCCAGGCCCGGGCUCAGCUCUCCCCGCCCACCGCGGGGCGGGGCGCACACUCCGAGGCUUGGGGACCGUGCGCGGCUGGAGCAUCCCUGGCUCCUCCACUAGCCUCCGGGUCUCCGGACCCCCCUUUCCGCCGCGGCGCCCGCCGCCGGCUGUCAUCUCCCGCCCGGCGGCGCUUGCCGCAGUCGCCGGCAGCCGAUCAGGACGAGCGCCCCAGGUAGGGAGCGGCGGCCGGAGGCGACCUGGCGACCGGGCGGCCGGGAGGGCGGAACGCGGCGGUGCGCUCCAGCGCCAGGGGAUCUUCCUGUCCGGGCCUGCCCUGCCCCGGCCGCGCGGCCUCCAGUCCGCCGGAUCCCGCGGUGCCUCUGAGCCGGCGGAGACCUGCCUUCCCCGCCGGGGCUGAGCUCCUGCUCCUGGGCCACUCCACUGCAGCCCCCACGCGCGACGGCUGGCGACCUAGAGUCCCCACACGCCCACCCUCUUCUGCAAGUCAGCCGCGGCCCGAGGGCGCGGGUUCACCAUCUGCUCUCACUUCCCCAGCUGUGAGUCUGGCUGGGCGCCCCGCCCCCCAUCUUAGGACAUCCCCAGGGCGUUCUGUCCCUCCCCAGGCCGCUCAGCCAACCCCAGACUCAACUUUAAGGGACUCUGCGCAUCAGGUGCCCCUCCCCAAACUUCCUACCUGAGUGCUCCAGGUGGCCCCACCGUUCGGGGUGACCACACACCCCUCCCUUCCCUCUUCUCUUCGAUGCCCUGUAUUUAAGGACCCUGUCCAUCUUGUCACCUUAAUCUCCUGAGACGCUGUUCUCAUCCAGACGCCCCCCUCCCCUUGGUCAUUCACCCUGUCACCUCAUCCAGCAUACUCAGUCCUCCAUCCCAGUCCCCAUGGUCCCAGAGCCAGGUCCUCUCAACAAUAGCACCCCAGCCUGGGGACCAGGGCCACCUCUGGCCCCAGGGGGCAGCGGCUGGGUGGCCGCUGCGCUGUGCGUGGUCAUCGCGUUGACAGCGGCCGCCAACUCGCUGUUGAUUGCGCUCAUCUGCACGCAGCCUGCGCUGCGCAACACGUCUAACUUCUUCCUGGUGUCUCUCUUCACGUCGGACCUGAUGGUGGGGUUGGUGGUGAUGCCCCCGGCCAUGCUGAACGUACUGUAUGGGCGCUGGGUGCUGGCGCGCAGCCUCUGCCUGCUCUGGACCGCCUUCGACGUGAUGUGCUGCAGCGCCUCCAUCCUCAACCUGUGCCUCAUCAGCCUGGACCGCUAUCUGCUCAUCCUUUCUCCCCUGCGCUACAAGCUGCGCAUGACGCCCCCGCGAGCCCUGGCGCUCAUCCUGGGUGCCUGGACCCUCGCGGCGCUCGCCUCCUUCCUGCCGCUGUUGUUGGGUUGGCACGAACUGGGCUAUGCGCGCACGCCAGCCCCGGGCCAGUGCCGCCUACUGGCCAGCCUGCCGUUUGUCCUCGUGGCAUCCGGUGUCACCUUUUUCCUGCCCUCGGGUGCCAUCUGCUUCACCUACUGCAGGAUCCUGCUGACUGCCCGCAAGCAAGCAGUGCAGGUGGCUUCACUCACCACUGGUAUGGCCGGCCAGGCCUUGGAGACCCUGCAGGUACCCAGGACCCCACGCCCAAGAACGGAGUCAGCCGACAGCAGGCGUCUGGCCACCAAACACAGCAGGAAGGCCUUGAAGGCCAGCCUAACCCUGGGCGUACUGCUGGGCAUGUUCUUUGUGACUUGGCUGCCUUUCUUUGUGGCCAACAUAGCUCAGGCUGUGUGUGACUGCAUCUCCCCGGGCCUCUUUGAUGUCCUCACAUGGCUGGGGUACUGUAACAGCACCAUGAACCCCAUCAUCUACCCGCUAUUCAUGAGAGACUUCAAACGGGCUCUGGGCAGGCUCCUGCCAUGUGCCCACUGUCCCCUGGAGCACCGGGCCAGCCCUGCCUCUCCCUCCAUGUGGACCUCUCACAGCGGUGCUCGGCCUGGCCUCAGCGUACAGCAUGUGCUGCCCCUGCCUAUGCCUCCAAACUCGGAUUCAGACUCAGCCUCGGGGGGCACCUCGGGCCUGCAGCUCACAGCCCAGCUUCUGCUGCCUGGAGAGGCUACCCGGGAUCCCCCACCUCCCACCAGAGCUACAGCUGUGGUCAACUUCUUUGUUAUGGACUCUGUGGAGCCUGAGAUCCAGCAGCAUCCACCCAGUUCCCCUAUGAACUGACCAGGUCAAGACCUGGCCAGCAGAGAGCCACAUCCCAGAGGACUCAGGCCCACUGUGGGAAGUGGUAGGUUUCCUGGGGGCCCUCUGAGCUCCAGCGGGAUAUCCUGAUCUGGCCCCCAUUACUGCUACAGGCCCCUUGCCCUGAGGGGUGAUCAUCACCUCAGAUGCAGCUCUGCAGGGUACUGGAGAGGGGAGUAUAGCUUGUGGUUUGUGUAGCAUGGCCCUGUUCAGCUCAGUAGGAAACCAAUCUGUCCUUUGCCUAGUCUCUCGGGAUAGGUGGGAAGAACAGUUCCAUCUGGAGACCCAGGAUCUACUUAUUUAUUAUUUUUAUUUUAUACAUAUGAGU
Messenger RNA from Nannospalax galili (Upper Galilee mountains blind mole rat), 2623 nucleotides. RefSeq names its product 5-hydroxytryptamine receptor 6 (gene Htr6). Bases 961 to 2277 code for a protein of 438 amino acids. Gene Ontology annotation, cellular component: dendrite; membrane. Gene Ontology annotation, molecular function: G protein-coupled serotonin receptor activity; neurotransmitter receptor activity. The record is from RefSeq and is a predicted model, not a curated record. The transcript has 3 exons. NCBI's taxonomy places the organism in Eukaryota, Metazoa, Chordata, Mammalia, Rodentia, Spalacidae. Gene Ontology annotation, biological process: chemical synaptic transmission; G protein-coupled receptor signaling pathway, coupled to cyclic nucleotide second messenger.